AUGAUUAUAAUUUCUGUUGUACUGAUCAAUGGUCAUUGGAUGACGACACAUAAAUAUGAUGAACCACUUAUAGAUUCAAAUAAUUUAUACUACAUGAUGGAAUUACCUAGAGGACUUUUAUGGUAUAAACGUAUUCAUGAACCUACAAGACUAAAAAAGAAGGAUAGAAUACUAAUGUCAGUUAAACGUCCUCAAAAAUCAGCCAACUAUUAUUAUGAUCUUUAUCGACAAUCGAUGUUGCCUGCAAAUGAAUUUCUUGGUUAAAUAGGAUGAAGAAUUUAAAAAAAUCCUGAAUCAAGAUGGUGUAUAUUGUUGAUGAACCUAACUGCAAAGCAUUAUCUUAUACAUUCAUUCAUUCAUAUGUGCGUUGUGUUUUCAAAAAAAAUGUGCCAACUGAAAAUAAACAAAUAAAAUAAAAA
Messenger RNA from Schistosoma turkestanicum, 419 nucleotides. NCBI's taxonomy places the organism in Eukaryota, Metazoa, Platyhelminthes, Trematoda, Strigeidida, Schistosomatidae. The record is from the annotation of a GenBank genome assembly.